Molecule: messenger RNA, 2933 nt
Organism: Bicyclus anynana (squinting bush brown)
Lineage: Eukaryota; Metazoa; Arthropoda; Insecta; Lepidoptera; Nymphalidae
Exons: 14
Coding region: 297-2933 (878 amino acids)
Source: RefSeq, a predicted model, not a curated record
CGUAGCGGACGUGUUGACGAGAUCUCUCCGACUUCGCCCUGCGAUGUAAUGGAUUAUUCGCUUCGUCGAUCUCGCACGUGAUUGUGUUUCGGAUAUCGUUUCACAGGAAUUGUUUUUCGCGAUUUUUCUGAGCGCUUUUCCUCUCGAAUGGUACAAAAUUGUGAAUGUUGAUGACUCUGUAACGAAGUUUUUAAAAUUAGACAAUUGGUAUCGGAUAUGAGGACAAAAGAACUAAGAGUAGCAGUGAGAUCAAAUCAAUGACUUAAGCUACACAGGGACGUAAAACAAACAACAAAAUGAUUCAUAGAACAUCUUCAUCUCGACGGCGUCGAGCUUCAAGGAGCGCUGCUACCUCACCUCAGACCAGGUCACCCAGACCUUCGGCGCAGUCUUCCCGCCGAGCGUCCCUCGCUACUACAGAAACUGACGAUGAAUUAGAACCUCCACCGCAAAGAAGUCCUAGAGCUAGCCUCGCCCCUGAUGCAGCGUUAGAAACAUACCAUCGAAGUCCUAGACAUUCUCUAGUUCCUGAAUCAAGGUCAGCGAGAAACUCCAUAACUCCUGAAACAGCUAUUGUAAGGAACACUCUAGCACCCUCACGAAACAACUUGGGUGUUGAACAAGCUUACGGGUCCCGCCUAAGUCUGAACCCUCAAGAUUUCAACCGAAGUCCCAGAAACAGUAUUACCCCAGACAUUACGGCGAGGAGUCCGAGAAGAAGUUUGGUGCCAGAAGGGACAUCAUGGAACCAGCCUAGAAACUCUUUGGUGCCUGAUGUCGGCAGGAGUCCUAGACAUUCAGUAGCUAACAUACAAAUCGACCCAGCUCGCAGUCAGAAAGAAUUGGGUCCAAGUCCGAGAACUAGUCCCAGAGGUAGCAUAGGACCGGACACAAUGUCAAAGAAAGAAUCUGAAAUAAAUAGGAGUCCAAGAGGAUCGCUGAUUCCUGAUUCUCAAAGGAGUCCCAGAGGUAGUAUCGCUCCUUCCGAGAGAAGUGCAAGAGGAAGUCUAGCCGCUGUCGAAGUUGAUGGAGCUAGAAUAAGCCCUAGAGGAAGCUUAACGCUUACCUUUCAAGAACCUUUAGUAUCUAGAGAAAGGCGAGCAAGCGAAGACAGUCAGUGUGCUGGUAAUCGAGGUCGAGUGUCGCCGUACCGAGCGUCGAUCGCCGGCCGACACAGUGGCACGGCGCUGUCAGAUGCUGGCUCCAGAAGAGCAUCCAGUUCUGUUAGCCAAGUGUCGGGAGACGAGCAGCGAAGGCUUUGUGGCGAGCAGGCCAAGUAUAGCGACCGCACAGGCCUGGGCCUGGGCGUGGGCCUGACCACCUACGGCUCCGUGGCCUACCAGCUGAAGGACGCCAACAUGGAGGCGUCGGGCACCGUGGACUUCGUGUGUAGAGCCGCUAAGAUUAUGAACCGGACCAUUGUGAUGACAGUGUUCCUCGCCUGCCUCUCCACGCUACCAGUCAUCAUGUUGAUCAUGGGGGUGCAGUACAUCCGGGACUGCCCCGCCGAGCCGCGCCUGCCCGUGUACAUGGUGGUGGGCGGCGCGGGCGGCGGCGUGGGCAUCUGCUGGCUGCUGUGGGCGCAGCUCGCGAGUCGCAGCUCCAACGCGCCCGCCAGCGUGCCGGAGCGAGUGCUCGCCUACACGCUCACCAUGUUCCUGAUGGGCUGGUUCGCGUGUGGAAACUACUGGACGCUGGGCAUCUUGUGGCCCGACUACGCGCCGACAUUGUUCGAGCCCAACCAGUGGUGUCACCGCACGCUGUACGUGUUCGCGCUGACGCAGCUGGGUGUCGUGUGGGGUGUCGUCGCGCUGCUGCUGCUGCUGCUACUCGCGCUUGUCAUUUGUCAAUGGUGUCACCGCACGCUGUACGUGUUCGCGCUGACGCAGCUGGGUGUCGUGUGGGGUGUCGUCGCGCUGCUGCUGCUGCUGCUACUCGCGCUUGUCAUUUGUCAAUGGUGUCACCGCACGCUGUACGUGUUCGCGCUAACGCAGCUGGGUGUCGUGUGGGGUGUCGUCGCGCUGCUGCUGCUGCUGCUGCUACUCGCGCUUGUCAUUUGUCAAUGGUGUCACCGCACGCUGUACGUGUUCGCGCUGACGCAGCUGGGUGUCGUGUGGGGUGUCGUCGCGCUGCUGCUGCUGCUGCUACUCGCGCUUGUCAUUUGUCAAUGGUGUCACCGCACGCUGUACGUGUUCGCGCUGACGCAGCUGGGUGUCGUGUGGGGUGUCGUCGCGCUGCUGCUGCUGCUGCUACUCGCGCUUGUCAUUUGUCAAUGGUGUCACCGCACGCUGUACGUGUUCGCGCUGACGCAGCUGGGUGUCGUGUGGGGUGUCGUCGCGCUGCUGCUGCUGCUACUACUCGCGCUUGUCAUUUGUCAAUGGUGUCACCGCACGCUGUACGUGUUCGCGCUGACGCAGCUGGGUGUCGUGUGGGGUGUCGUCGCGCUGCUGCUGCUGCUACUACUCGCGCUUGUCAUUUGUCAAAUAAACCAGUUGCAUCAACUGAUACACUUUAAUACACUGAUAUACUUUAAUACACUGGCCGAGCCCAACCAUUGUUGUAAUAGUACGCUUUUCGUAUUCAUUCUAACGGAGCAGGAGAUCGAUUCUUGUUCUUUAUACUCGUCGAUUGUCGUGCUCGAGCUGUGGCACCGCAACAUCAACAACACCAUGGACGUCGCCGGCGCUCUGCUGCCCUUCACCCAGGUGGUCCGCCCCGAGCUGACCAUCCACGUGCAGGAGGUCCUCACCCAAGCGGACAGAGACGCCGCCGACAACAAACUGAAAAUCCCAGAGAUAAACGAGCCCGACAAAAGUGACGAUGACAAAUGUGACGUUAAAUCACCCAAGUGUGACCUAGUAACACCCAAAAGUCCUAAUAAAUAUAAAAGUGAUAAUGUGAGAAGUGGCGGGAAGAAUGGUGACGCGGCCUGA